AUGGCCAGGAGAAGUGACGUGGCUCGGAUGGAUGAAGUUGGGAUACAGAUAGACGGAGGUGUGAGUGACGACGACGCAGGUCCGAGAACAAAAAACACGAGACAACCGGCUGGAAGAGGAGGUCCGAGGGGCCGAGGCCAACAACCGGACAGCGAGGAUGAAGAUGAAGACGAGGAGGCCCCCAGGGGUCGCAGGGGGGCAUUACGCAAGGAUGGAGGCGACGCGGAGAGUGAGAAUGACGCUCCGAAGAGGAGGCGCGGAAAACCAGCUAUCAAGAAAGGGCAGGGUGCCAACAGCAAGAACAAAAAAGGCAAGGGGAAAGAUAAGGGCGACGGGAAGGACAAGAAGAAGAAGAAGAGCUCCUCAGGCUCCAACACAGAUUCUGACAAUGACGAGGAUGACGACUCCAUGUCAGAGGGGGAGAUGGCGCGGCUGAUGGAGGAGGUGGAGGAGAAGAAGAAACUGAUUUCCGAAAUAAGGACCAAGCCAUGGAGGAUGAGAAGGAGACUCACCCACCUCAAGGAGGCACAAGAAUUUGUGGAUAAAUUUGAAGGCGCUUUGGGCAAAGGAAAAGGCAAGAAGUGGUUCGCAUACAAAGUGAUGAUGACAAAGAAAUGGAUCAAGUUUCAGAGGGAUUUUGAGAAUUUCAGGACAUCUUGUAUACCUUGGGAGCGGAAGAUCAAAGAGGUGGAAAGUCACUUUGGGUCAUCUGUGGCGUCCUACUUCAUCUUCCUCCGCUGGAUGUACGGAUUGAACCUUGUCCUUUUUGGCUUCACCUUUGGUCUAGUUGUCAUUCCUGAGGUUUUGAUGGGCCUUCCCUAUGGGUCGAUUCCUAGGAAAACUGUACCAAGACUCGAGCAGGACACUGCUCAAGACUAUUCAGUCCUUAUGGACUUCAAUGGAUACUGCAAAUAUUCCGUCCUUUUCUAUGGAUAUUACAACAACCAGAGGACCAUCGGCUUGCUGAAGUUCAGGCUGCCCUUGUCCUACCUCAUGGUGGGCAUUGGCACCUUUGGCUACAGCCUGAUGGUUGUGAUCCGCACAAUGGCCAAGAACGCUGAUGUUGGGGGCGGAGACAAUGACGAGGCGGGGUUUACCUUCGGCUGGAAGAUGUUCACCAGCUGGGAUUACCUGAUCGGUAACGCAGAGACCGCGGACAACAAGUACGCAUCCAUCACGACCAGUUUCAAGGAGUCCAUAGUGGAUGAGCAGGAGAGCCAGAAGGAUGAAAACAUUCACCUGAGGAGGUUCCUGAGAGUUUUGGCCAACUUCAUGAUCUUCUGCAGCCUUGGUGGGAGUGGAUACCUCAUCUUCUUUGUGGUGAAGAGGUCUCAGGAGUUUGCCACCAGAGACGACCUGAGCUGGUAUGAGAAGAACGAGUUGGAGAUCAUCAUGUCCCUUCUCGGCCUGGUGUGCCCUCCACUGUUUGAGACCAUCGCUGAGCUGGAGGACUACCACCCCCGGAUCGCCCUGAAAUGGCAGCUGGGACGCAUCUUCGCCCUCUUCCUGGGAAACCUCUACACCUUCCUCUUCGCCCUGUUUGAUGACGUCAACUCCAAGCUGGAGGAGGAGGAUUCCAUUAAGAACGCCUCUUUCUGGGCCAUGAAGGAGUACUACGCCAACUUCUCUCUCUACACCAACGACACAGAGGCAACGCCACCUCCCAUGGACCCCUCUGACGUCAUCAGAGGACCCUGCUGGGAGACCGCCGUGGGCAUUGAGUUUGUGAAGCUGACAGUAUCAGACAUCCAGGUGACCUAUCUCACCAUCCUCAUCGGGGACUUUGCCAGAGCGAUGAUCGUCCGCUUCCUCAACUACUGUUGGUGCUGGGACCUGGAGGCGGGAUUCCCAUCGUAUGGAGAGUUUGACAUCAGUGGCAAUGUGCUGGGUCUGAUCUUCAAUCAAGGAAUGAUCUGGAUGGGGGCGUUUUAUGCACCGGGUCUGGUUGGGAUCAACGUAAUCCGUCUCCUCACCUCCAUGUACUACCAGUGCUGGGCUGUGAUGGCCACCAACGUCCCCCAUCAGAGGGUCUUCAAGGCCUCCAAAUCCAACAACUUUUAUAUGGGCCUCCUCCUCCUCAUCCUCUUCCUCAGCCUCUUACCUGUUGUUUACACCAUCAUGUCUCUGCCUCCCUCAUUUGACUGUGGGCCCUUCAGCGGGAAGGCGAAGAUGUUUGAUGUGAUCAUGGAGACUAUUGAGCUGGACCUGCCCGCCUUCAUGGGAACCCUCUUCAGCUACGCAGCCAACCCCGGCCUCAUCAUCCCAGCCGUGUUACUCAUGGUCUUGGCCAUUUACUACCUGAAUGCAGUGUCUGAGGCCUACAAGGCCGCCAACUUGGAGCUGAAGAAGAAAAUGCAGAUGGCUCGAGAUGAGGAGAAGAACCGGAGAAACAACAAAGACAGCACCAAUCAGGUCAUGAAGGACCUGGAGGACCUGCUCCCCAACCGCUCCCUCAUUCCCCCUACUUCUCCGCAGGAGCCUGAAAGCAAACCAGAGCAGGAUGCUAAGCCUGCUAAGGUGAAGCCAGGUGCGGCUGGUAAGACAGUUAACCUGCAGAAAGAUGUAGCUCUGGCAUCACCUAAUCCCAAGGCUCAAGGGCCAGUGAAUCGGCCACCAGGCCCGAGGGGAUCCAGGCCACAGCCCGGUGAUGGCCCACAGCAGGGGACGGGCGCCAGGCAAGGUCGUGGCAGAGGGCCAAGAUAA
Lampris incognitus (smalleye Pacific opah) is the source of this 2703-nucleotide messenger RNA. RefSeq names its product transmembrane channel-like 2a (gene tmc2a). Gene Ontology annotation, molecular function: mechanosensitive monoatomic ion channel activity. The coding region runs from base 1 to 2703 and encodes 900 amino acids. Gene Ontology annotation, biological process: detection of mechanical stimulus involved in sensory perception of sound; vestibular reflex. Lineage: Eukaryota; Metazoa; Chordata; Actinopteri; Lampriformes; Lampridae. Gene Ontology annotation, cellular component: plasma membrane. The record is from RefSeq and is a predicted model, not a curated record. The transcript is spliced from 20 exons.